UUUCUUACCAAUUCUAAUGUUCUUGUUCCCACAGACAGCCGGUCCACACCCGAUCAACGCAGUAGCCAUCUUGAAACCGGACGGCACGGGUUCGGAAGACCCCCAAGGCGUGAUCACCCUGGUGCAGCCGCACCCGCCCGAGGGUCCCGUCUUCCUGUCCGGCAACAUCACGGGACUGACGCCGGGCAAGCAUGGCUUCCACGUUCAUGUCUCCGGAGACCUGCGGGAAGGGUGCAAGUCGCUCGGGCCUCAUCAUAAUCCAAUUUUGGUCCAACAUGGAGGCCCAACCGACCCCUACCGCCACGUGGGCGACCUCGGCAACAUAGUGGCAGAUGAGGACGUGGCUAAAGUGCAGAUAUCCGACCACCUGAUCAGUCUAGCCGGCAGCCACGUGAUUGGUCGAGGCCUAGUCGUGCACGCCAAUCCCGACGAUUUGGGGCGUUGCGGAGACACAGAGAGUCUGCAAACUGGCAACGCUGGAAAGCGAAUCGCCUGCGGUGUGAUUGCGCUUUACUGAGCAACGUGGCAACACUGUGGGGAGGUUGGAAAGAUUUGUUGGGGAAGAGAGAGAAGUUUAAGAAACAUUGUGUGUGAAUUAGUUCUGAUAUUUUAAGAAAAAAUUACCAGGGGUUCGAAUAUUGAUUUAUGAUUUUUUUUUUUUAAUUAUUGUUUGAGAAAUAAUUUUUCCAUGGAUAUGAAAUUUAUUGUUUGGAAGAAGAAUUACCACAGACUACUAGUCUACUAGUGGUUUGAAAUUGUUUAUAAAUUUCAUUCAAAUUCUCUUAUGAAAAAUUAGUUCAUGCGAUUCAAAAAUAUAUUGAUUUGAGUUAAUCUGAAUUGGAGAAUUUUGUUUUAGACGGGAUUUAAAAUUGUUGAGAAAUUUGGUUAACUGUUUUGAAAAAAUUUGAUGUUCAUUGUAGAUCUGAAAAAUUUUUCAUGAAACUCGUUAAGCCUGAAUUGAUUGAAAAAUUCUUUGUAAAAGAAGUUUUAGAAAUAGUUCGUGCAUUUCUAGAGGCUUCAUUAAAUUUUAUAUUGUUUUAUAGUUUAAAAAUUCCAUUGUUUAAAACAAAUACAAGGUAAUUUACAAUGGAGGAUAUUAUUUCCAUUACAUUUCAAUUGUUAAAAGUAGCCUAUGGUUGUUCAUAAUUAUUCAAUUUGUGAAUAUAAUUUGAACUGUUUCUGAAAAUAUGCUGUACCUGGGAUUUUUAUAUGAAUUCGAUUCAAAAUGUUAAAAAAAUAUUGUUUUCCCAACUGGUAUUUGAAAGAUUCACUGUUCGAUUUCAUUCAAACUUUCGACGAAAACUUUAAUUUUUAUUCUCAUAACUAUCGGCGAUUAUUGUUCAUAUCAUA
Molecule: messenger RNA, 1350 nt
Organism: Nilaparvata lugens (brown planthopper)
Lineage: Eukaryota; Metazoa; Arthropoda; Insecta; Hemiptera; Delphacidae
Product: superoxide dismutase [Cu-Zn]
Biological process (GO): removal of superoxide radicals
Molecular function (GO): superoxide dismutase activity; copper ion binding
Source: RefSeq, a predicted model, not a curated record